Messenger RNA from Penicillium diatomitis, 1482 nucleotides. RefSeq names its product pyridoxal phosphate-dependent decarboxylase family protein. The record is from RefSeq and is a predicted model, not a curated record. NCBI's taxonomy places the organism in Eukaryota, Fungi, Ascomycota, Eurotiomycetes, Eurotiales, Aspergillaceae. Gene Ontology annotation, molecular function: carbon-carbon lyase activity; pyridoxal phosphate binding. The transcript has a single exon. The coding region runs from base 1 to 1482 and encodes 493 amino acids. Gene Ontology annotation, biological process: carboxylic acid metabolic process.
AUGCACGAUCAAGUUCUACAGAAUCUGUGGGAAACGGCCCAAGGAAAAUGGGAGACCGGUGUUCUACCGACUGCAGAGAGCCUCGCUCGGGCACGCGCCUCGCUUCCACGCAGUUUGCCAGAUUCAGGAAUCAAUUUGGAAGAUGUGCAACAGCAUAUCUUGAACGAGAUUGUCCCCGCCUUCAAUGGGGGCAGCAUCAGUCCCAAUUACUACGGCUUCAUUACCGGUGGAGUCACACCCGCCGCCCUCUUCGCGGACAACGUGGUCUCUGCUUACGAUCAGAAUGUUCAAGUUCACCUGACGAACCACUCCAUCGUGACAGAUGUCGAGCACAAUGCCCUCGGUCUUCUGACAGAUCUCUUUGAAUUGGAUCGCUCACAAUGGCACAAUGGCACUUUCACCACGGGUGCCACGGCGAGCAACAUCCUCGGCCUCGCAUGUGGGCGGGAGUAUGUCUUGCGCAAAGUUGCCGAGAAAAAAGGCCUGCGGAUGACAAGCGUAGGAGAGUCAGGACUCUUCGAACUUUUGCACGCCCUGAAUCUCUCUGGGAUACAGGUCCUUUCCACCCUCCCACACUCAUCCCUUGUCAAAGCGGCAGGCAUCCUAGGCAUUGGGCGUGCGAAUGUGCGGAAUAUCGCCCAAUCCUCCAACCCGCUUAAAUUUGACCUUGAGCAGCUUGAACAUGAACUGGCUCGUGCAGACAAGGUCAGCAUUGUGGCCGUCUCCUCUGGUGAAGUGAACACCGGUCGCUUUGCGACCACGGCGGAUGAUAUAUCGCAGAUUCGUCAGUUGUGUGACAAGUACGGGGCGUGGCUCCAUGCCGACGGGGCCUUUGGAAUCUUUGGUCGUGUUUUAAACGACGAUCCUGAAUUUGCAACCGUCAAGCAAGGAAGUCGGGGCCUGGAAUGGGUGGAUUCUAUCACAGGAGACGGCCACAAACUGCUCAAUGUGCCCUACGAUUGCGGAUUCUUCUUCUGUCGGCACCCCGAUCUGGCUGCUAGUGUGUUCCAAAAUGCCAAUGCAGCUUAUCUCGCCGGGGGUCCCUCGGAUGGGCCUGUCAUACCAUCGCCUCUGAAUAUUGGAAUUGAAAACUCUCGCCGUUUCCGGGCCUUGCCGGUCUACGCAUCACUGCUCUACUAUGGCAAAGACGGAUAUCGCGCGAUGUUGGAACGUCAAACCAAACUCGCACGAGGCAUCAACGAUUGGAUCUUUGAUCAUCCUGACUACGUGGCCUUGCCCAGAACGUCCUCAAAAGCCGAUCAUCUGGACCAGACAUUCAUGUCCGUGUUGUUUCGUGCCAAGGAUGACACCUUGAACAAGCAGCUUGCUCGGAAGAUCAAUGAGACUUCGAAGAUGUUUGUUUCUGGGACUAGUUGGGAUGGUGCCCCUGCUACUCGAAUCGCAGUUUCAAAUUGGAGGGUCGACGUGCAAAGAGAUUUGGAUUUGGUGACUGGUGUACUGGCCGAAGUUGCGCGCUCAUGA